CGGGUUCCCGCUCCGCAGGGCUCGGCUCCGAGAUGGUGGCAGCGGCAGCGAGCGAGGCAGGGAGGGCGUGUGCGUGUAUGUAUGUGUGCGCGCGCGCGCCGCGUGUGCGUGUGCGCGGGAGGGCCCCGCGCUCCCCUGCGCGCCCAACUCCUGUCUCCUGCUCUCCACGCUGCGAUGCCAGCAGAAUCCCUAACGCGCGCUCCCACCCGCCCCGGCGCUUACACUCGCACACACACGCGCACUCCCGGGCGCGCACACAUCCCCGCCGCCGCACACCCGGCUCCGCACUCCUGGGGCGCUCACAAAGGCCCCUUUGCCCCGGCCCGCCGGAGCCCCCGGAGUGCGGCCCGCGGGGCCUGUGGAGUGGCCCUGCGUCCCUUUUCCCGGCUGGCCCCGCCUCAGGUCCCCGGCCGCUCCCAGAGGGGGCCCCUCGGGCGUCCCCGCUCCCCUACCAUGCCCGGCCCGGCCGCGGCCGCGCUCGCAGCCCGAUCCCAGAUCGGGACGCCCAACUCUGGCUUCCGGCGCUCCCCCCACCCCCGAGAAGCUGGCCCCCUCCUCCUCGCCUGCGCCGCCGUCCGCGCCGCGUGUUCCCUCGCUCCUUUCUGCCCCCCUUUCCUGUCCCUGCCUCUCCUUUUAUCUCCUCUCUUUUCUCCCACCUGCUCCCUGUUCCCCGUCCUCUAUCUCUCCCGCUGUCUCUUCGUCUAUCUUGCCGCCGCCCUCUCUCGCGCCCCCUCCUCCCCACCGCCCUGCGCUGCCUCUCACAUUCUCCGCAUUACACUGGGCGCUGCCCGCCUCCCGGGACCAGGGUUCGAGAGCUCAACGAGCGGCCAGGGGACCUGCCGCGCACCGGCCCCGUCGCCACCUCCGCUCUCCGCUCGCUCCACGGCUCCUGGCUCUGGCCUGGCGGGCGACGACGUCCCGCGCUAGCCUCGGCUGUCGCUGACAGCUCCCAUCUCGCCCGGGCUUAAAGGGAUAGCGCACCGGGCGCAACCCGCCCCACCCGGGGGCGCCAAGGAGGGCGGCCUCGCCGCGCCGGAACAGUCCGGGGCGGUGGUGCAGCCCGGGCGGUGCGGGGCGGCGCCCUGUCCGCCACCGCUGAUACCCGGCCCUUCGGGGCUGGAGAGAGUAAUGCACCCCAUUUGACACUGCAUACUCACUGCAAGCUGCUGGCACUCGCCAUGGCCGCCGCCACUGCAGCUCGCUGUGCCCGGCAGCUCCCUGCCCUUCUGCCAGGCGAGUCAGCCCCUCAAACAGCAGACCGGCCUUCUGCAAAGCCAGGAGGAAAGGGCCCCCUCCGGGGACCUCCACCCCUUCUGCCCAGGAGAGAAGUGUCUGGUCCUGGCCCUCCCUUCUCUCCUGACCUGGCCUCAUGCCCUGACAGCAUUAUCUUAUGGGGUUGAUUGAGAACAGAGACCAUGGGAUGCUGUGAGUGCUGACUGCUAACAACACGCUGCCCAUGGCGAGGGGCAGGGGCUGGAGGUCAUGCCCGCACGGCCACUGCUGAGAGAUCCAGGCACAAAAACCAGUCCCGAGCCUCCUGACAACACUGGUGCUGUCCAGGCUCGUG
Molecule: messenger RNA, 1567 nt
Organism: Ailuropoda melanoleuca (giant panda)
Lineage: Eukaryota; Metazoa; Chordata; Mammalia; Carnivora; Ursidae
Product: formin-like protein 5
Exons: 4
Coding region: 33-968 (311 amino acids)
Source: RefSeq, a predicted model, not a curated record